Messenger RNA from Acanthopagrus latus (yellowfin seabream), 4210 nucleotides. It is a transcript of the gene foxg1c, whose product is annotated as forkhead box G1c. The record is from RefSeq and is a predicted model, not a curated record. The transcript has a single exon. Gene Ontology annotation, biological process: regulation of transcription by RNA polymerase II. Lineage: Eukaryota; Metazoa; Chordata; Actinopteri; Spariformes; Sparidae. The coding region runs from base 1664 to 2884 and encodes 406 amino acids. Gene Ontology annotation, cellular component: nucleus. Gene Ontology annotation, molecular function: DNA-binding transcription factor activity; sequence-specific double-stranded DNA binding.
AAAUGUUCUAGAAAGGCUCAAAAACCUUUGAGGCCCCUGCCUGUGUCCUUCAGAUAAUCAUUUAAGGUCAAAUAAAUGAAAAGAUGGUUCUGAGCUAUUCUUUUGUCAAAUUCAGAUAUCACAGACCCACUGCUGUCUGUAUCUUUUUGCUCAGGUGAAGUAGUUUAUUCACACUCAACUAGACAGACGUCUUUGAAAUAGUACAGCAGGACACUGAAAACAUUAUAACCUCCCUAAAAAAAGUGUAUUUGCUGAUGUUUAAACCGAUGCUUUCACACAAGGAACAUAAUAUGACGCAUACCAGUUACUGUAACUUCAGGAAGACAGUAAAAUAUUAUCCGGCUUGCUGUCUUAACAUGCCUCGGUCACAUGUGACGGGAUGAAUCACUGUCUACAUAAGUGAGAACAAAAGUUGCCUCUCUCUCCUUCCUUACAACCACCUACCCACACACAAACACACACACACACACACACACACACACACACACCUUAAUUAUCAAUCCACUUCUCCUACAUAAACCUAUUUAAUAAUAGCAGAAACACUAUUGAUUUUAUUUAAGAUCAUAGUUAUUUUACAACCUUUGCUGGAAAAGGGAAACUGGUUGGCUUUUGUCAGUUUUGAUGAAAAAAUCUAUUUACACUUUGUGCAAGGUAUCAGCACCAGCUGUGCUCAAAUGAUUACAUUUCCUAACAAAUUAACUUUGACCAGAUUACAGUAAACCAGGCUGACUUAAAGAGAAUCUGCAGGGAUAAAUAUGCAGUGACAGCCUAUGAGGGGACGUUGGGCCCAUGCAGGCCUGUUUGCUGCAUUUCUAUUUCAAAACAAAGCUGCCACGAAACGCAUUUCCCCUUUUCUGUCCUAUUUUUUUUUUUUUUUUUAGGAUCGUUUGAAAUCUUGCAACAGGUUUAGAAACAAGUCAUAAUUUUAGGCAACAUUUACUGUUUGCUUGGGCCUAUAGUGGCGACAGGACCAUCCAGCCCUGCUUCUGCUUCUCUCUUCUGAUCGACAUGUUUUCAAAUUUAUGGUGUGAACACAGAGAAGAGAAGGAAAAGAGGACAACGAAACGAAGUUAGGAAGACAGAGAGAGGGAGGCCGAGGCCAGGCCCGAGGGCAAGGCGCGGGUGAGAAGGUUUAGUUUCACGAGUCACGGAAGUUCAGUGAUCAGUCAGACAGACUGACAGCACGCUCAUUUCAUCCCGGGUUCAAAUGUGUGUUGGCACGGUUUGAUUCAACCCCACGUGGGGUUUUUUGGUUAUUCCCAAAUGUUAUUAUGUUUAUUUUAGAUCCUCUAAAUUAUGACCCACACGUGCAAUUGUCAGUAACACAUUUUAAUUGUCACGUUGAUUUCUCGUCGAGGCUUCUUGAUUGAAUCGUGAUGGGUUAAUUGGUGAUUCUGUUUUACAACACACGUCUCACGCACAGUUUACGCAUCCGAAUGUUUCGCUGCUGUAUCCAGUCACAACGCGGUGCACUACUUUCUGUGAGUAGCCAGUCCUCAGCUCCUGUGAUCAUGCGCACUUGCUCUCGCGCUGUGUGGCCGGUGCGUCUUUGGCUCCUCUCCACUUUGAAAUCAGCGCAUCUUUGCUCUGCGGGUUCAGUGGCGCGCUCCGCUCCGAUCACCGGGCAUCUUUGCGGAUUUUAGCUGCGACUUUUACCUUUAAGAUGGAGGAUUUGAAAACUUCGGACCGACUUUUCCACAAGUCCUCAUUCAGCAUCAGCAGCCUGUUGUGGAGACGAGAGGGGGUGAUGGGUGGCCAGGACCAGGAGCCUCCCUCUCCGUCCCAGAAGCUGCGCCCUGCGCAUCCAGAGAAGUCCGGGGAAGGGGAAAACUUUGACAAUGAAAAGAAGAAGUGCGAAAACCCAAAGCAGUGCGCUAAAGUAGACACCAAAUCUGCGACUGCAAAUGGUAAACGAGGGGGGAAUAAGGGAGAACCGAAGAAGAGCAGGGGAGCAGAAGAAAGCGUUCAACCCGAGAAACCUCCUUUCAGUUAUAACGCGCUCAUCAUGAUGGCCAUCCGCCAGAGCCCGGAGCGCCGGCUCACGCUCAACGGCAUCUAUGAGUUUAUCAUGGAAAACUUCCCAUACUACCGACAGAACAGACAAGGGUGGCAAAAUUCCAUCAGGCACAACUUGAGUCUGAAUAAGUGUUUCGUUAAAGUGCCGCGCCACUAUGACGACCCGGGGAAAGGAAACUACUGGAUGCUGGACCCCUGCAGCGAGGACGUCUUCAUAGGUGGCACAUCAGGGAAGCUCCGGCGCAGGGCCGCAGCUGGCUCCAGGGCCAAGCUGGCACUGAAGAGAGGAGGAGGAGGUCGUCUGAUGUCCUCCAGCACCGCAGCCAGCGUGACCUUGGCCGCAACGGGUCCAUUUUACUGGCCGGUGCCGCCGUUCCUGCCUCUCCAAGCACCGGUGCGCACCCACCUCGGCGCAGGGACUUACCUGAGUGCCAACCCUCGGUUCCCCAACAACGCCGCAUCGCUUGUUUCCCAGCGGUCCCGGCUGAGUGCAACAAGUGCAGGCGACGCCGACCGCUUCGUGCAGACGCACCAGGAGAUGUCUUACAUCGGACUCAGUUGCGCGCAAUCCCGUCGCCACCAGAUCGGCGCCGCCUGCACCGCCUUCUCCACAUCCAUCCCUGCGUGCACCCUGCCGCUGUCGGAUCCGUGCUCUUUUAACAUGAUCUCCGGACAAACCAGCUACUUUUACUCUCACCAAAUACCAUGCGGCGCAACGUUUGGUCCGUGCCAAGAGGAGUGCGCCACGGCCAAGGCGUCCCCGGGACAAUUCUUAUCCAAGAGCGGUCACUCAGACCUCGGGGGUUGCUGUAGCGACUUUACAAAUUACUGUUCAAGCCCUCCUUCGUCUUGGAAUAUAGAAAAAUAAAGUCAUAGUCAUGAAGGUAUAAAAGCUGUAGAAUUUAGAUGAACAGAGCUGGCAAGUAAAAGGCCAGAGCAUAAAAAAGUACCUGCACACUGGAAUUUGUUGAGUUCGUGACACAGUUAAUGAAGUCCCCGCAAAGUUUUCCUAACUUCUUAUUGUUACAGUGAAUGACGUCGAAAUUGAAAUAUUAAUUAUUUUGCGCUUGAUUUUUCAUUUUUCAUUUCAUCAGUGCGAAUGUUGUGCAUUUAGUGUCAAAUUAACAAAAACCGGCUGGUGCUUAUACAACCAAUUUAAUUGGCGCAAUUUCCAAAAAAAAUGGGCAAAAAUUCGUUUUAUGUUAUUUUUAAAACAUCAGCGUAAUCAGGGACAUGCUCAAAUAAUCACUUUUAAAAAAAACAUCACAAAAGGCCUCUUGGGCUGCAUCUGUCAACUGAAACUAUCUUCCUGUCGUAGAAACAAUUUUCCUCCACUUUAUUAAUUAUUUUCCACGUGUGUGUGUGUGUGUGUGUGCAGUUAAAGAUACUGGAGGGAUGUUUGCGCGCAUGUCACUGUUUUAGGCCCUGGUGCCAUCAUCUGAAAUGAAUCUGCAAAAUACCGGAAAAUACCAUUUUAGAAAUGAAAUAAAAUUUUAAAAAAGGAAAUUAAGCUUUCACUCUGUCUGAAGUUAUUCGUUGGGCAGCAUGUUGACCUGAGCCAGUCUGUUGGGAAGCUGUGGAUUCGCUCUGAUGUGAGCGAGAACAUGAUGUGAUGUAGCCUACUUAUUUUGAAAUCGUUUUUAAAAAUGUACAAUAACAAUAAACAAUGUAUGCAAUUAUUCGAUUUCUUUAUAGAUGCAGCUGAAAAAAAAAUAUCACUUUACCGUUUUAAUGAGCCCAUAUGUAAUUAAAGGGUAAUAACACAUUUUCUUGCAUUUCUAAUUGUGUUUUCUCUUCACCUCAUUAAAACCUGCUGUUGUUCAUUGUUCUCAUUCAGCUGUGUUAUUAAAUGUUUCAGUCUAUUUCAGUCCCAUUACAAGGACCAGAGACUGAUUUUGAUUAUCAACUAAACUAAAGCAUUAAAGUAAAAUGUGGAAAAGCACAGUGGAGUUUGAUAAACAUCCUGGGAUCCUUUACUUUUCCUUUCCCGUAAAGAUCAACAGUUCAAAUCUUAACCUGGAGCUGUCUUGAGGAGCCAUCGUGUUGUAACAGUGUGCUGCAGACUGUGAUGUAACUUCAACAGGUAGACAUGACAUUUCCAGCCUGAUCUUAUUGAUCUGUCUCGUGUUUCACCCCGUGCUGACAUCACUGCCUGUUAAACUUUCCCUCACCUCUCCCUGAGAUAUAAAUUCAU